CUAAAUAAUAAGAACACAGGUAGUCUACAAGUUCGUUAUCGUCUAAUCUUCUCUGAUACUAAUUUCCCUCCCUUAUUCUCCAUAACCAAACCUUCGGACAAAAAUGGCCAUGGCCAUUCCCACCAUGGCAUUCUCACCUUCACCUCCUCACAAUCACAGCCUCUAUCCACUUCGUAAAACCUCUUCCCCACCUCUGUUUCACUGUACUUCACCACCCACUUUAACCACCUCUCAACCUAUUCCCAAAUCCCCAUUAUUGAACAACACCAGAAUUCAGUGUGUUAAGGAAGAACGAGCUUCUCGAACUCCUGGUGUCGAUCCCAAGGCUGGAGUUUCUCUCUACAAACCUAAAUCGUACGAUGUUCUCGUCACUGACGCCGCAAAGUCUCUUGCUUUUGCUCUAGAAGAUGGAAAGACCCGUUUGGAGAUUGAUUUCCCGCCCUUGCCAAGCGACAUAUCUUCGUAUAAGGGAUCUUCAGAUGAAUUCAUUGAUGCCAACAUUCAAUUGGCCUUGGCUCUUGUGAGGAAGCUCCAGGAAAGAAGGGAAACCAGAGCCUGCAUUGUGUUUCCUGAUAAACCAGAAAAGCGCAGGGCCUCAGAGUUGUUCAGAACAGCCAUAGACUCGAUUGAUGGUAUAACUAUAGGUUCCUUGGAUGAUAUUCCUGGUGAUGCUGUCAGUUCAUUCUUCAGAUCGAUAAGGAACACACUCGAUUUUGAUUUUGAAGAUGAGAAUGAAGGUCGUUGGACAUCCACCGAGCCUCCUUCUCUUUAUAUAUUUAUUAAUUGCAGCACGCGUGAACUCGGUACAAUAGAGAAGUAUGUGGAAAAGUUCGCCAUGUCAACCCCAACACUUCUAUUUAAUCUUGAACUCGAGACAUUACGUGCUGACUUGGGUCUUCUGGGAUUUCCACCCAAAGAUCUGCAUUACCGAUUUCUUUCUCAAUUCAUUCCAGUGUUCUACAUUCGAAUUAGAGAAUACUCAAAGACAGUAGCAGUGUCCCCUUAUAUUGUUAACUACAAUGGAGCACUGUUUCGCCAAUACCCCGGGCCAUGGCAAGUAAUGCUUAAACAAACCGACAGUUCUUUUGCUUGUGUGGCUGAGAGUACUACACGAUUCACUCUAGGCGAAACAAAAGAAGAAUUAUUGAGAGUCUUAGGACUACAAGAGGAACAAGGCAGCUCACUCGAGUUUCUUCGUAGAGGCUACAAGAGUGCUACUUGGUGGGAAGAAGAUGUUGAGUUAGAAGCUUCUUCGGAAUGGCGUAGUUGAGCAGGAUCAACAACCAAAGAUAUCGAAAAUGCGUCUGUGUAUUCCUAUGAAUCUGUGACAACCAUACUGGUAAUUUUACAAGAUAUAUCAACACUUUGAAAUAUAGUUAAUUCUUUUAUGGUUUGAAAGGAGAGAUGCUGUAAUCCUUAAAAUCUUAACUCUAUUGGGAAGAGCCAUAUGAUUUGUAAAUUCAUUUGUUUAUUUUGGUUUUUCUCUCUCAAGGUAAAUUCAUUGGAAGUAAUUAUAAGCUUUGAGUUUAAGAUGCUUAAA
This is a messenger RNA of Cannabis sativa, 1540 nucleotides long. RefSeq names its product protein LPA3. Lineage: Eukaryota; Viridiplantae; Streptophyta; Magnoliopsida; Rosales; Cannabaceae. The transcript is spliced from 12 exons. Bases 104 to 1270 code for a protein of 388 amino acids. The record is from RefSeq and is a predicted model, not a curated record.